GGUGGUAGCGCGGGGCUGGGCCGCAUCCGUCCCCAUCCUCCUCCUCCCCGCUCCCUGUGGCUCCGCCCUCGAGGGGCCGAGCAGCGGGGUGCGGGGCCGAGCGGAGUGGGCUGCUCUCAACGGUUACUUCUGGCUCUGUGCUCAGAAAUUGCUCCUGGCAGGCAUGGGGGACCAAAUGGGAUGCUGGGAUUCAAACCACUGUCCGUCCUGGAUCGGCUGUGUGCAAGGCAAAUGCUCUACUGCUGUGCUAUCUCUCCAGCCCCAACUAAACCACCUUUGUGCACUUGAUAGGUUAUCAUUUAGCAUGGAAGAAGAUGAAUUCUUUGGAGAAAAAGCAUUUCAGCAUUAUUGUGCAGACUUUAUUAAACAUUCACAGCAGAUAGGAGAUGGUUGGGAAUGGAAAACUUCAAAGGACUGUUCUGAGGGCUACAUGUGCAAAACACACUUUCAAAUUAAAAGCAGGACCAAUGCUUCACAUUCGGAAGCAUCUUCCCACGGGCAGGCAUGUGUUCCAUUGGAGGAGACUCUAGAACUACCCUGGGAUGAUUUUGAAGUGACCGAGACCUCAACAGCCAUGGAAGUGAUUAAAUACGAGUAUCAUGUCCUAUAUUCCUGUAGCUACCAAGUGCCCGUGCUUUACUUUAGGGCAAGUUUUUUAGAUGGAAGACCAUUGGCUUUAAAGGACAUUUGGGAAGGAGUCCAUGAGUGCUAUAAGACACGGCUGCUGGAGGGACCUUGGGAGACAAUUACCCAGCAGGAACAUCCCUACUCGGGGCAGCCCUUUUUUGUACUUCAUCCCUGCAAGACGAAUGAAUUCAUGACGCCAGUGUUAAAGAAUUCCCGGAAAAUCAAUAGCAACAUCAACUACAUCACAUCAUGGCUGAGUAUCGUGGGGCCAGUCGUGGGUCUCAGUCUGCCUCUGAGUUAUGCUGGUGGUGCAGUCCCUCAGAAUCAAUGAAAUGUUGGUGCAUAAGAUUCUUCUAUUGAGCCCAGGAUCUUAGAAAUUGUAGCAUGAAAAAUAUCAAGAGUUUACCUGGUCUGCCCUGGCUUAAUAGGACCAAAGCCUCUGCAAUAUUUCAACUCUCCGAGAUUGCAACAAAGAUUUUUAUUUCCCCUUGAAGCAAUUGUCUGCUGCAACUGAUAUACUGUCUGUUUAGAAGAAAUGCCUCAAAGACACAAAUAUAAUUUUUGCUAUAAAUAACCAAAAAUGAGUCUAAAAUGAUAGAAUACUGACAUCAUUAGGGUGCUUCCAGGUCAUUCUUUUCUGGUCCAAGCACUUCACAUCUCAUUUUCUGAUAUGGAGCUUGGUGAAAAAAUGAGUUGUGGGCUUGUUUUAAUAUAAGAUAUAUGAAUUAAAACACAGGAUUUAAAUGUCCCUGGAAGCAAUGUCAUAAA
Messenger RNA from Suncus etruscus (white-toothed pygmy shrew), 1395 nucleotides. RefSeq names its product autophagy related 10 (gene ATG10). Gene Ontology annotation, molecular function: Atg12 transferase activity. Gene Ontology annotation, cellular component: intracellular anatomical structure. The record is from RefSeq and is a predicted model, not a curated record. Gene Ontology annotation, biological process: macroautophagy; protein modification by small protein conjugation; protein lipidation. NCBI's taxonomy places the organism in Eukaryota, Metazoa, Chordata, Mammalia, Eulipotyphla, Soricidae.